UGGCAACCUAAUUGCUGCUUUUCAUAUUUUCUUGAAACUUCAUGCCAUUAUAAUCAAGUUUCUGAAUACUGUACUGUAAUAAUGAACUUCAGAUCAGUGAUGUUGAAUAGUUUGAUGGGGUGGUUGGAAAUACAAGAAAUGUGAAUACUGUAUAAAACUUUAAGUUACUGUAUAAACACACACAUGUAUUAUGGUCAGUGAAUCCACUGUCAUUGCAUAGGUGUAGCCAAGAUAUAAGUCUUAUAAUAGAAGUCUUCUUAAAUUACCAAUUCAUUUGAAUUUCCUAAGUCACACUCUUGACAUCCAAGCAUUAUAUAAUUGAUUUGUUUUUAAUGCUGUAUCUUGUACUCUAAUGCAUGCCAAAGUACUAUGUUGGCCUUGGCAGGCUAGCAAUUGUACUCCUGUUAAGAUUCAUAUGAUUAAAUCAUAUACUAUACUGUAUAUAAAACUAUUUACAGGUGGUUAGGUAUGUAGGGAAAAUAAAUUCAGUAUAUGUAUGUAGAGAAAAUAAAUUCAGUAUGUGAAUCUAUUUAGGUAUGUAGAGAUAAUAAAUUCAGUAUUUGAAUCUAUUUGUAUCCAUGAUUAUGUUCAAAUAGUAAUCUUUUGCCAUAGCAAAGCUAUUGUUAAUGCAAAAUGUAAUACUCCACUGAUAAAGGAUCAUUACCUGAUAAGUACCAAACGGUACUUCUAACUUGUAAUAUUUACCAUGAGAGAGUGGUAUUGAAUGAUACAUUGGCAGUAACAAAUUAAUUUGAAUAUUACAAACAUGUCACAUAAACGUGGAAUUGAAGAGAAGGACAUAUAUUUCUUGAAGGUAUUUAAGGUAUUAAUGACUGAGGGUCGUAGUACUCUCUAUUAUAUAUUGUGUUGGGGUUGUGAUAGAGAUUUAGAUAAAACUAUUGAGCACUAUUUAAAAGAAGUUAAAAAGAUGUCUAAUCGGGAGUUCAAUAAGUUUUUUGACAAAAGCCAGCUACCUAUCAUUAAGAAAAAUCCUAAAGGUGAUAAGUUUGAUAUAACACUACUGUAUGCAAGCAUCAAAGCUACAUGUGAUAAACUAGCUGAAGAUGGUAAUAAAGUCUGGAGUGAUUGUGAUGAGACAAAACUAGAAUAUAUUUUAACUGCUAUUAAAAACUUUAGGUGUAGAUUAGUUCAUGAUCUACCUGAUAUACAAAAUAUUAACGAGAUGGAAGAACAAAUAAACGAACUGCAAAAAUUUCUUAAAAAGGCCCUUGAAUUGGGUGGAGAUCUUUAUGGCCAUACAAAAGAGGUAGAUUCACUUAUUGAUUCAAUGAAUGUGAAUAUUUUGGAAAUAGUAAACACCAGUUUAUCAGUUUUAGAUAUAGACAAAUACAGAAAAAGUUUAGCAGAGUUACAAGAACAUCACAGAAAUGUUGUACAUCAAAGUGUAAGUGAACUAAAAGAUAGAUACAACAAUGUGUCCAAUGUUGAUGCAGCAUCUUUUAUCUCUGGCAGGGAGAGUUUGAAAGUGAAAACAGUGUUUACAAGAUUAGAUCUCAUUAAAGAAGAUAAUGAUGAAUUUUGUAAUGAAACUGUUGACUAUGAAUAUUUGUUAGAGAUUUUGAAGAGAGAUGAAAAUAUUUCAAUUCUAGCUAUAGAAGGGGAAGCAGGUGCAGGGAAGACAACCUUAGUGAAGCUGAUGUUAGCAGAGUGGGCAAGCAGCCCAGAGUCUUCCACUACAGUGAGAGGACUGAAGGAGUAUGACCUUGUACUUCACUUUGAGUGUAAAUACAAGGUAAUAUCUACCUUUUUGGACUUGUUGAAGUUUCUUUUACCUAAACCGUCCUAUGAACUUAAAGACAAUGAUCUUGUGAAUUCGGUGCUAAAUUUAAAUGUGUUAAUGUUAGUUGAUGGCUUAGAUGAGAUAAAUCGUGCUUCAAAGGAACUUAUACAGGAAAUUCUUACAGCACAAAUACCUAAAAGUAAUAAGAAAUUUCAUGUAAUUAUCACAACUCGGCCAAUAAAAUUGCAAGUACUUCCUAAAUUGUGUAACAACCAGCCUUGGUUUCAUGUCAGAAUAAUGGGGAUUCCUUACAACAGAAGAACAGAGUUUGUAUCACGGCUACAUGAAGAAAUGAUUAGCAAUGGCCAGAGUACACAAAAUACACAAAAUCUUGUUGACUAUCUGAAACGUUCCCAUGCCCGUCUUGGAGAUCACUUUCGCUUGCCCCUAAACCUAACCCUCUUGACUUAUCUCUGGGCCUGCAGACCAGAAAGGGUUGGGCCAAUCACCACAGCAACUGGACUCUACAUUGAGUUUCAUGAACUUAUUAAGCACCGCUUAAUUGAUAGACUUUAUGUUUGUGAUCAGAGAGACAAUCCUGUUAGUAACCAAACCGAUGACUUGGAUGAGGUGUCACUGUCAAGGUUGAAAAAUCUCUGCAACCUAUUUGUAAAAUUGUUGUAUGAAACUUGUUUUGAGACCCAUUCUGUAUCUGAAGUUCUUUUUUCUGAUGACUGUAAAAGCAAACUGGAAAAUAAAUGCUUCAAUUUAAAAUUACCCGUUGAGGACAUGUGCGCUGCCUUCUUGGUCAUGGAUCGUAGGUGGACACCUAAAGGGUACACAUCACAACUUGCUGCUCCACAUAAAAGUAUACUUGAGUUUUACUCAGCAGAGCACAUAUUUAACAUGAUGUUUCCUUUUGAUACACCAAGUACAUUUGAAAAUGAACUAAUCAACUUAUGUAAGAAGCAUGGGAGAAGUGACAGUGAAAUAGCAAAACUUUUGGACAUUGUUCAAGCCAGUGAAAAUGCUAAUUCAACAAAAAAAUUGUCUGAUUUCUUACUUUGCAAUAGCGAGAAAAAAUCAGAAUAUCAAAAUGUUUUUCUGCAUUUUGGAGGAUUGCUAGCACACAGGAAGCCUGAAGCUUUGGAUGAAUAUGCAAAGGAGCUGGUUGAUCUUUUGAAACAGACUGGGACUCAAGUAGCUAACUUGUUGAAUUUGGUGACGGAGACAGAAUGUAAUGAAAACAUCACAAAGUAUGUAAGCUGCAAUAUAACCGAGGAAUUGAAUGUAAAUGAUGGCCAGGUAAGUGCAGCAGCAGCCCUCUUCCAGUAUCUGAAACCGUGUAUUCCUGUGUAUAUAGUUUUGGACACAGAUGUGUGCCAAAUUCCUGAUCUGACUCAAAUGAUGAUACAACUCUCUGAAAGAAACUGUGAUGUUGAGCUCCAUAUUAAACAUCAGUGGAAGGACAGCGACUAUGGCACAUCUGACAGUCUUCUUGGAUACAUCAUCAACAAAAGGUGCCGACUGAGUUCCUUCACUGGUUAUUUGGAAAAUUUAGCUGUGUUACCUUGUACACUAAGAGAAUUGUUUUGUACUAUCGCCAAGGAUGCUGAUGCAAAAUCUAUUUGUGAGGGACUCGCUGAUCUGGUGAAUAGUCGUGAUAUAGAACACCUAGGUGUCCAUGUGGUAGCUGGCAUAAAUCCUAAGCUACUAAGCCCUCUGCCAUAUACCAAGCCAAAGUACAAAGAAUGUGGAACUAUCUAUCUGUCUGAUGUGGGAGAUAAUGAUAUUCACUGGGCCUGUGAAGUGACUCAAGCACUUCUUCCCAAAAAUGGGAGGUACUACAGCAUCCUACUCCCUCGAAGUAAUUUAUGUGUAACUAAAUGUAAGGAGUUGGUGACCACGUUGGGAGAUAUGCAAGUCAAGGUUUAUAAGAAAGGGAAGUUUAAGUUAUCCUCCCUUACUAUCACCAAGGAAGAAGAAAUUGCUAUAAGGAAGUUAACAAGGAAAAUAUUAAAUUGUCAGUUUCAUUGUGUGGAUGAAUCAAAUAUCUGGUGAAGUUAGUGUCAUGAGCAAGACAAGCAUGUGUUGGCUGUUACUGCAAAGAAAUCAGGCACCUGGAAAAGCUAAACAAUGCUGCUCUGGAUAAAUCAGAUACUCUAGGUAUGAGCAGCUGUGGCCGUACGAGUUACCAUGUGAAUUUUGAGGUUCUUGUUGUGGAAGAACCAACCAUCAGAUUAAGGAACAGGCUGUGGAGGAAUUAAGCUUCAGGUAAAAGUGGCACACUGUUAAACACACUCGUGGAUAAAUAGCAAAGUUACUGUUAAUUGAUAGGACUUUUGCUUUGCUUCUAAUGUAUUUGUAUGAACCAAUAAAUAUUUUAUUAUUACUGAAA
Messenger RNA from Procambarus clarkii (red swamp crayfish), 4139 nucleotides. NCBI's taxonomy places the organism in Eukaryota, Metazoa, Arthropoda, Malacostraca, Decapoda, Cambaridae. The record is from RefSeq and is a predicted model, not a curated record.